AGGAUCCUUUCAUCUAUGUCAAAGAGAGCAGUUGCUGCACAUCCUUGGCCUGAUCUCCGGAGUGGAUCUGAAGCUCCAACCAUUGUCAAUUGUGUUGUUGAGAUAUCAAAAGGUAGUAAGGUCAAAUAUGAACUUGACAAAAAGACCGGAAUGAUUAUGGUUGAUCGGAUUUUGUAUUCCUCGGUAGUCUAUCCUCACAACUAUGGUUUCAUCCCGCGCACGCUAUGCGAAGACAAUGAUCCCAUGGAUUGUUUGGUGAUCAUGCAGGAGCCAGUUCUUCCAGGAUGUUAUCUGCGAGCCAGAGCCCUUGGACUUAUGCCCAUGAUCGACCAGGGGGAGAAAGAUGAUAAGAUAAUUGCAGUUUGUGUUGAUGAUCCAGAGUACAAACAUUUCACUGAUAUCGAACAACUUCCCCCUCACCGCCUUACUGAGAUCCGUCGUUUCUUCGAAGAUUACAAGAAAAAUGAGAACAAGGAGGUUGCAGUCAACGAUAUUUUACCUGCAAUGUUGAUAUGA
This is a messenger RNA of Hibiscus syriacus, 516 nucleotides long. Its product is annotated as soluble inorganic pyrophosphatase 1-like. Gene Ontology annotation, molecular function: magnesium ion binding; inorganic diphosphate phosphatase activity. NCBI's taxonomy places the organism in Eukaryota, Viridiplantae, Streptophyta, Magnoliopsida, Malvales, Malvaceae. Gene Ontology annotation, biological process: phosphate-containing compound metabolic process. The record is from RefSeq and is a predicted model, not a curated record. Gene Ontology annotation, cellular component: cytoplasm. The transcript has 7 exons. The coding region runs from base 16 to 516 and encodes 166 amino acids.